Messenger RNA from Sinocyclocheilus rhinocerous, 1343 nucleotides. RefSeq names its product vacuolar protein sorting-associated protein 37B-like. Lineage: Eukaryota; Metazoa; Chordata; Actinopteri; Cypriniformes; Cyprinidae. Gene Ontology annotation, cellular component: ESCRT I complex. The transcript has 4 exons. Bases 86 to 949 code for a protein of 287 amino acids. Gene Ontology annotation, biological process: ubiquitin-dependent protein catabolic process via the multivesicular body sorting pathway; protein targeting to membrane; protein targeting to vacuole. The record is from RefSeq and is a predicted model, not a curated record.
GCUGAAAAUAAUAACAGCUUUGCCCAGAGUCAGACCGACCGCGAUCCACAGAGUUCGAAGUGUGAAAGACACCGCUGUGCCAGACAUGGCUGGCUUUGUGAAUAAGUUGAGUUCUUACACUUUAACUCAGUUAAACGAACUGCUCGAAGAUGACGAAAAACUCAACAAAUUUAUCGACGACUCGGAAGAGAUUAAAGGACUACAGCAGAACAAGGAGAUGACCCUGGCUAGUAACCGUCAUCUUGCUGAGCAGAACCUUAAACUCCAACCCAGACUUGACCACCAAAAGAAUGAACUGACCAGGCGGUACCGGAGCCUACAGGAGCUGUUUGAGGCCUAUCAACUGCGCAAGUCCACUCUAGACGACAGAUCUGGAAACACUCCCUUGGACACAUUGCUCGCACUCCUACAAGCAGAAGGGGCCAAAAUCGAGGAAGAAACUGAGAACAUGGCCGAUUCACUCCUCGAUGGUGCGACCCCCCUGGACACAUUCAUUGACGAGUAUCAGAGUAAGAGGAAGCUGGCGCACAUAAGGAGAGUCAAGAUAGAGAAGCUCCAGGAAAUGGUGCUGAAGGGACACCACAUGGCCCUGGUUGCACCUCAGCCCUCUCGCUCUCAGGACCUUCCCUCCAGGCCAGCCGCUCUCCAUAUAGAGGUCAAUGGUUCCCCCAUGCCGAUGCCCCGGCGGGCUCCUCCUCUUCCCCCUGUCACCCAAACUCCUCCUGCUCAGCCCACCGCAGCCUUCUCCUACCCUCCUACCUCUCCGUUCGCUGCGGCCUCUCCAUUCACACCCACUUCUCCAUACCCCCCUAUUCCCCCUAGAGUAGGAAACACGCCACCCAUUCUUAACCAGGGAUACCCCAACAUGUACAUGCAGCAAUAUGCCCCACCCGUGCCCCAGAGACCCCCUCCACGUAUGGCACCCCAGCCAGGCUUCAUCAUGCAGUGAGCAAGGGACAUUACGGUCUAAGGAGAAAAAACUAAAUGCACACUGGACAUUAAUUCAAGCCUUUUGUAGGUCCUUCAAGCUGCAUGUUAUAAAAUAUUGUGCGCCAAGUUGGAGUCUUGUCAAGUGUAAAAUUAACAAGACUUUUCUGCAAUCAAAGGGGCAUCUGCAACAGGAUCUUCAAUUUGCACUUUAGACUACUUUUGUAUUUGAUCAGUCAUGGCUGGUUUUGAGUCAUGCUGUUCCCGUUCUGCCCUUCUCAGUAGCAUUAGAUCAAGUAAAAAAGUUUUACAUGAGCCUCAGGGGCCUCCAUGCAUAAUGAAGAUAUCAAAGUUCAAGAACAGGCGCUCUUUUAGGCCAUCUAGACAGUUAGGCUGCACGAUUAAUCAAAAUUAAA